Molecule: messenger RNA, 909 nt
Organism: Quercus robur (English oak)
Lineage: Eukaryota; Viridiplantae; Streptophyta; Magnoliopsida; Fagales; Fagaceae
Product: metalloendoproteinase 2-MMP-like
Exons: 1
Coding region: 1-909 (302 amino acids)
Biological process (GO): proteolysis; collagen catabolic process; extracellular matrix organization
Cellular component (GO): extracellular matrix
Molecular function (GO): zinc ion binding; metalloendopeptidase activity
Source: RefSeq, a predicted model, not a curated record
AUGGCUAAGAAUCUACUUUAUCUUUCAAAAUCUUUCCUUCUUUUCUCAAUUCAACUUCUUGUAAUUCAAUCUGGUAGUCUUACAAAUGCCAGUCGGAUCCCAAAAUUUUCCAAUUCCUUGAAAGAUCUAGAGGAAUCCCAAAAGGGCCAGAGGGUGCAAGGCUUACGUGAAGUCAAGCACUAUCUCAACAAGUUUGGAUACUUAAACUACAAAGACUCCAACAACUUUGAAGAUGAUGAGUUUGAUGAGGCCUUGGAGGUCGCCAUCAAAACAUAUCAGACAUAUUUUCAUUUGAAGGUUACAGGAAAGCUUGACACCGACACAAUCAAACAGAUGUCAAUUCCGCGUUGUGGAGUUCCUGACAUUAUCAAUGGUAGUCUAACACAACCACAGUUUGAAUUUUUUCCUGGUAAUCCAAGAUGGCCAUUUUAUAAGCGUAACCUCAAAUACGCGUUUCAAUCCAGUGCUCCGCCUAAUGUAGAGUUGGUCGACAUAAAAGAAGCCUGCACAUAUGCUUUCGGAGAGUGGGCGAGAUUCUCUGAUUUCAGAUUUGAAUUCACAGAUCAAGUUGAAGAUGCCGACCUUGUUUUAGGAUUCCACCGCGUUGAUCACGGGGACGGUCUACCUUUUGAUGGGCUUGGUGGCGAUUUUGCUCAUGCGUUUCCUCCAACAAAUGGUAGGUUGCAUUAUGAUGCAGAUGAGAUUUGGAGUAACAGUCUUGACCUACUUCCAUAUCAGACAGACCUGAAGGCCGUUUCACUUCAUGAGAUAGGGCACCUUCUUGGACUUGGUCAUAGUGCGUUUGAACUAUCCAUUAUGUAUCCUGCAAUUAGAGUAGGAAAAACCAAGAGGGGUUUGAGCUCAGAUGAUAUGGACGGUUUACUUACUUUAUACUCAGAUCCUAGCUAA